CCGGCGGAGGAGGACGCGCAGGAUGUCGCUGCUAUUGCGCGGGCUGCGCGGGGCGCUGCCCAGGGCGGGGCUGCGGUGGCAGCACCGUGUGGCGGUCGAGGUGGCCAAUGAGCCGGUUCUGGCAUUUCUGCCCGGCAGUCCUGAACGAGCGGCCCUCCAGAAGGCUUUAGGUGACCUGAAGGGCAAGACAGAAUCCAUCCCAUGCGUCGUGGGGGGAGAGGAAGUGUGGACGGCUGAUGUGAGGUACCAGGUGUCGCCUUUCAACCAUUCGCACAAGGUGGCCAAAUACUGCUACGCCGAUAAGGAGCUGCUGAACCGGGCCGUCAACGCCGCUGUGGCCGCCCGCAGGGAAUGGGACCUUCGGCCCGUCCAGGAGCGGGCCGCCAUCUUCUUCAAAGCUGCCGACUUGCUGAGCGGCCCCCGGCGAGCGGAGGUCCUGGCCAAGACCAUGAUCGGGCAGGCCAAAACGGUCAUCCAGGCAGAGAUAGACGCGGCCGCGGAGCUGAUCGACUUCUUCCGUUUCAACGCCAAGUACGCCGUGGAGCUGGAGGCACAGCAGCCGAUCAGUGUCCCCCCCAGCACCAACAGCCUGGUCUAUCGGGGCCUUGAGGGCUUUGUGGCUGCGGUCUCCCCCUUCAACUUCACCGCCAUCGGAGGGAACCUGGCGGGGACUCCGGCGCUGAUGGGGAAUGUGGUCCUUUGGAAGCCCAGCGACACGGCCGUGCUCUCCAGUUACGCCGUCUACAAGAUCCUCCUGGAAGCCGGGCUGCCUCCCAACAUCAUCCAGUUCGUCCCGGCUGACGGCCCCGUCUUUGGGGACACGGUGACCAGCUCGGAGCACCUCUGCGGAGUCAACUUCACCGGCAGCGUGCCGACCUUCAAGCGCCUGUGGAAACAGGUCUCCUCCAACCUGGACCGGUACCGCAACUUCCCACGGCUCGCGGGGGAGUGCGGCGGCAAGAACUUCCACUUCGUGCACGCCUCGGCUGACGUGCCCAGCGUGGUGAGCGGGACGCUGCGCUCGGCCUUCGAGUACGGCGGCCAGAAGUGCUCGGCCUGCUCCCGCCUCUACGCCCCCGACUCGCUCUGGCCCCACAUCAAAGCCGAGCUGCUGCAGGAGCACCGCAAGAUCAAAGUGGGCGACCCGACGGAGGAUUUCGGAAUCUUCUUCUCCGCUGUGAUCGACAACAAGUCUUUCGAGCGCAUCCGGAAGUGGAUCAGACACGCCGAGACGUCGCCCAGCCUGAGCAUCCUCGCCGGGGGCGGGUGUGAGGACCAGGUGGGAUAUUUCGUCCAGCCGUGCAUCAUCGAGACGACUGACCCCAAGGACCCCAUCAUGGAGGAGGAGAUCUUUGGGCCGGUCCUGACCGUGUUCGUCUACCCGGAGAAGCAGUACAAGGACAUCCUCCGGCUCAUUGACGGCACUUCCCCGUACGGCCUCACGGGGGCGGUGUUUGCCCAGGAUAGGGCCGUCCUGGCCGAGGCGAGGGAGCUGCUGAGGAACGCCACGGGCAACUUCUACGUCAACGACAAGUCCACCGGCUCCGUGGUGGCCCAGCAGCCCUUUGGCGGCUCCCGCAUGUCAGGAACGAACGAUAAGCCGGGGAGCCCCCACUAUGUCCUGCGAUGGACGUCUCCUCAGGCCAUCAAAGAAACCCACGCUCCCCUGGGGGACUGGAGGUAUCCCUACAUGCAGUGACGAGCCUCCAGCAGCGCCUUCCACCGCAGUCGGAUUACUGACGCACGGAGUUGCAGAUCUGCUGCGGAAAUCUCUCGCGAUGCACUUCCCGGUACCCCUUCCUGCCGCGUUGCUUGUUGGAGGCCGUCGGUCGGUCAAAUCUCACCUUGUGCCUUUGGAAAUGAAGCUCUCGGAGUGAAACGGAGCCUGAGAAGGACCCCCAAAUUUGAAUAUUAUCUUCUGCCGUCCAAGAAGAGUGUGUGAACGUCCAACGAUGUGACCCCAAGUUCCUAAAAUUCUAUUGCAUUCUCUCUUUUCCAUCCUAAAUGUUGCCGCCCCUGCAUGUAAACGCACAUACGCACACAGCCAGACGUCGGCGGAACAUUUUCCCAGCCGGGGCGGCUGAGCAAAGUUUGGUUCGCGGAGGAUUGGAAGAAGCAAUUUGAAAUAAUAAUAUAUGGUCUAGGGUUCCUCUCUCGGUCCGAAUGCUGCUAUGCCCGUGUUUUAUGUGAAAGAUCUCUGUACAUAUUUUUAUAACAGAAUUAUAUGCUUCUGAAUUCUCAACACUGGAUAUGCUCCGAAAAACAAGGCCUGCACAGAGCAGCGACACUGGCUCAGUAAUUCGCUCCUGGAGCUUUUGGGCUCCUGAACUGGCAGUGGCUGCAUCAGAGAUGGGAUGGAUUGAAUUCUGGACGAUGAACUCGAAAGUCUUGCUUGCAUGUGGAACGGAGACGUGUGAGUUAUCUGGGUUUGCAGCCCAGCCCGAGUUGGAUGGGUGGUGACGAUUUUGUGCCCCGCCGGACGAGUUGCUCCUUGCGCUUGAUCGUUAAUUUCCGCAAUUAAAGGCUUCUGGGAAGGAAAGAAA
Messenger RNA from Varanus komodoensis (Komodo dragon), 2543 nucleotides. RefSeq names its product aldehyde dehydrogenase 4 family member A1 (gene ALDH4A1). Bases 23 to 1699 code for a protein of 558 amino acids. Gene Ontology annotation, molecular function: L-glutamate gamma-semialdehyde dehydrogenase (NAD+) activity. The transcript has 15 exons. NCBI's taxonomy places the organism in Eukaryota, Metazoa, Chordata, Lepidosauria, Squamata, Varanidae. The record is from RefSeq and is a predicted model, not a curated record.